AUGUGUGGUCCCUUGCAGAAAUUUACCGAAACUGUACCGGUGGAAAAUAUACAUUUAAUUGGUUUGAGUUUUGGUGCACAGGUAGUUGGGGCGGUGGGACGCAAAUAUAAAGAACUAACUGGACAGCCGUUGCCACGCAUUACCGGCUUAGAUCCUGCCAAUCCUUGUUUCAAUGAAGGUCAAAGUGUAUCGACAAUAUCACGUAGUGAUGCCUCAUUUGUUGAUAUAAUUCAUACCAAUCCUGGUGCACUGGGAAAAGCCGAAUCAUUGGGACACGUUGAUUUCUAUGUUGGUGGUAAAGGUGCCAUCCAACCGGGAAGUUUGCAGUUUAGCUGUUCUCAUUUACGGUCCGUUGAUUAUUACAUUGAAACGGCUUAUCCCGGUAAUGAGGGAAAUUUCAUGGGAAAACGUUGUGAUUCGAUAGAGAAUUUAAAUAAUGGUCACUGUGAUGGUCUGGAUCAUCCUAUGGGAUAUUCAACACCACAUGAUUUGGAAGGAGAUCAUUAUUUAAAUGUGAAUCCACAACAACCGUAUGGUAAAAAUGCUGCAGCUACUGCUAUGACUUCGUCGAACCAUUGUGGUCAUUGUGAUGGCCAAUAG
This is a messenger RNA of Musca vetustissima, 600 nucleotides long. RefSeq names its product vitellogenin-1-like. Bases 1 to 600 code for a protein of 199 amino acids. Gene Ontology annotation, molecular function: lipase activity. The record is from RefSeq and is a predicted model, not a curated record. The transcript has 2 exons. Lineage: Eukaryota; Metazoa; Arthropoda; Insecta; Diptera; Muscidae.